GAUAUUUCCAUUGCAAUUAUCGCUUCAAACGCCAACCAUUCCUCAAAGUCAUCACAAAACCAUGGGUUUGUUGUGGAUGCCGACAUCAUGUGUUCACACAUUGUUCCUCUUUUGUUGUGCAUUCUUUGUUUCUCAAGCUCUUGGGGCCAGAAUCUCACCGCCCCAUAAGCCUCUUCCGUUCAUUUGGCCUCUGCCUGCAAAAUUCAGCUUCGGAAAUCACUCUCUUUCUCUUGACCCUGCACUUUCUCUCUCUGGAAAUGGUGCUGCCUCCGCCAUUGUUCGCGAUGCUUUUGCUAGAUACAAAGGGAUUUUGUUCAAGCAUGGUGAUAGGUUCAGUUUUCUCAGAACACUGAGGCCCGUCUAUGAUGUUUCCAAAUUGAGCAUCACUCUUCAUUCCAACAGUGAGGAGCUUCAACUUGGAGUGGAUGAAAGCUACAAUUUGUUCGUUUCAUGGCCCCAGGUGCAUUCUGGUGCUGGACAAGUCACAAUUGAGGCAAAUACUGUUUUUGGUGCAUUGCGUGGAUUAGAGACAUUCAGCCAGUUGUGUUCUUUUGAUUAUACAACUAAAACAGUACAAAUAUACAAGGCACCUUGGUCCAUCCAAGAUAAACCUAGAUUUCCAUACCGUGGCCUUAUGUUGGAUACAUCAAGGCACUAUUUACCAGUUGAUGUAAUUAAGCAGAUAAUUGAAUCUAUGUCCUACGCUAAACUUAAUGUUUUACAUUGGCACAUCAUAGACGAGCAGUCAUUUCCUCUGGAGGUACCUACUUAUCCAAAUUUGUGGAAAGGUUCAUAUACGAAGUGGGAACGUUACACAGUAGAGGAUGCAUAUGAAAUUGUCAACUUUUCCAAAAUGAGAGGAAUAAAUGUGAUGGCGGAAGUGGAUGUCCCUGGUCAUGCAGCAUCAUGGGGUGUUGGAUAUCCUGAUCUUUGGCCGUCAUCCUCCUGUAGAGAGCCACUAGAUGUUUCGAAGAAGUUUACUUUUGAUGUUCUUUCUGGUAUUCUAACAGAUAUGAGAAAAAUAUUCCCAUUUGAGCUAUUUCACUUGGGUGGUGAUGAAGUGAAUACAGAUUGCUGGACCAAUACUACUCAAGUGAAGAAAUGGCUUCGGAACCAGAACAUGACUGCCAAAGAUGCCUAUCAAUAUUUUGUGCUGAAGGCUCAAAACAUAGCUCUUACAAAAAAUUGGAGUCCAGUAAACUGGGAAGAAACCUUCAAUACUUUUCCAUCUAAGCUCCAUCCACGGACUGUGGUGCAUAACUGGUUGGGCCCUGGAGUUUGUCCAAAGGCUGUUGCAAAAGGCUUCAGGUGUAUUUUCAGUAACCAAGGUGUAUGGUAUCUUGACCAUCUAGAUGUACCUUGGGAUGUUGUAUACACUGCUGAGCCACUAGAAGGAAUACAAAAAGCUUCAGAACAAAAACUUGUACUUGGAGGAGAAGUCUGUAUGUGGGGUGAGACUGCUGAUACAUCAGAUGUUCAGCAAACAAUAUGGCCUCGAGCUGCAGCAGCAGCAGAACGCUUGUGGAGUCAGAGAGAUUCUACUUCAGGAAAUGCUAACAAAAUUGCAUUGGCCCGGUUGCAAUACUUCAGAUGUCUCUUGAAUAGACGAGGGGUUCCAGCUGCUCCUGUCACAAAUUUUAAUGCUAGAACUGCUCCUGUCGGUCCAGGCUCAUGCUUUGAUCAAUAAACUUAUCAUAUGCUUCAUCUGCAUUGCGAAUGCAACUCAUGUUUAUUGUAAUAUUGUAAGUUAUUGUUAAAUUAAAUAAAUAACAUUUGUUCACUUGUUUA
Messenger RNA from Cajanus cajan (pigeon pea), 1788 nucleotides. RefSeq names its product beta-hexosaminidase 1. NCBI's taxonomy places the organism in Eukaryota, Viridiplantae, Streptophyta, Magnoliopsida, Fabales, Fabaceae. Gene Ontology annotation, biological process: glycosaminoglycan metabolic process; carbohydrate metabolic process. The record is from RefSeq and is a predicted model, not a curated record. Gene Ontology annotation, cellular component: membrane. Gene Ontology annotation, molecular function: beta-N-acetylhexosaminidase activity.